This is a messenger RNA of Alexandromys fortis (reed vole), 1101 nucleotides long. RefSeq names its product interferon alpha-inducible protein 27-like protein 2. Gene Ontology annotation, biological process: apoptotic signaling pathway. The record is from RefSeq and is a predicted model, not a curated record. Lineage: Eukaryota; Metazoa; Chordata; Mammalia; Rodentia; Cricetidae. Gene Ontology annotation, cellular component: membrane; mitochondrion. The transcript is spliced from 7 exons. The coding region runs from base 200 to 751 and encodes 183 amino acids.
CACUGGGUGUGUCUUCAAGAAGACUGGAUUUUGUUUCAGGACUGGAGAGAACUGGGAAAACGAAACCCCUCUCGUCAGCAGCCUUGGACCACUGGGUGUGUCUUCAGCCAGAGUGGAUAUUUUUUUCCAAGAAAACUUAAUUAGUUGACAGCUGUGCAUCUCUAGAUUCGGGUUGUAUUUGGAACUUCUACUGGACCACAUGGCAUUGUCUGGAACAGGCACGCUAGUGGCUUCCCUUGUCUGCAAGAUAACAGCUUCAACAGCUAUGGCCAAAGCUGGAGGUGCAGUCUCGGGCACCAUUCUAGCUGGCUCCCAGGGGCUCACCCUGUUAGCCCAGACUGCCCUGGGCUCUGGAGCACCUAUGCUUGCAUCUGCAUUUGGGGCACUGAAGGCUGGAAGCAUCCUGUCAGGGGGCCCUGCCUAUGUCUUGGCUGUUUGUCCCACUGGAGCCAAGGCUGCUGUUGCUGUGCUUGGGGGAGCCAUGACCGUAGCUGCUGUGCCUCCCGUGCUGGGUGCUGUGGGCUUCACUGGGACAGGAAUUGCUGCCUCCUCUCUAGCAGCUAAGAUGAUGUCCUUGUCAGCUAUUGCUAAUGGGGGUGGAGUCGCGGCUGGUAGCCUGGUGGCCACUCUGCAGUCCGUGGGAGCUGCAGGACUCUCCCUGUCAUCUAAAGUCCUCUUAGGCUCUGCAGGAUCUGCCGUGGUGGCCAGUGUGAUGGGCAUCUCUCAGAGUUCCCGUCCUUCUCUCCUUUGAGAAGAGGACAUGAAAGGAUAGGGGUCAGGUCACAGCUUGUCCAACCUAGAGAAUGAAGCAGACAAGGAAGCAGAGGAGACAACCCCAAGCUUCUCCAACACAGAGAGUGAUCAGUUAACCUCAGGGAAUGAUCUGUCCUCUUGGGAUCUGCAGGAUCUUCUCUUCUGUGUAGUGUAAUAGCAUCUGUGUGAGAUCGAGUUCUCUGUUUAGAGGACAGGGGAGUAGAGGUGACACCUCCCUGCUUGGUCAACCUAGAGAAUGAUCAGUCAACCCCAGGAGAUGAUCUGCCAGUGUCAGAUGCCUAAUUGGAAAUAAGAAAUAAAACCAAGUGGUUGCCAGCCUUUUCCUUA